Stylophora pistillata is the source of this 6706-nucleotide messenger RNA. RefSeq names its product E3 ubiquitin-protein ligase TRIP12. Gene Ontology annotation, biological process: protein polyubiquitination; proteasome-mediated ubiquitin-dependent protein catabolic process. NCBI's taxonomy places the organism in Eukaryota, Metazoa, Cnidaria, Anthozoa, Scleractinia, Pocilloporidae. The record is from RefSeq and is a predicted model, not a curated record. Gene Ontology annotation, molecular function: zinc ion binding; ubiquitin protein ligase activity. Gene Ontology annotation, cellular component: nuclear speck.
UUGUCGUCUUGCUCCGUCUCGAGGAGUUUUGUGUUUCAUAUAUCGCAAGUGAGGUUAGAACGGAAGGACUUAGGCGAUAAAAUACUACUUGGGCAACAAAGGAAACAAGUCAGAAGGAAGGGUCACAAAUAAACAGGUUCUUACAUGGAUGGAUGAUUGUUCUGAACAAGAAGGACAAGGGGUAACCCGUGGAAAAAGAAAUAAAGUGCAAGGAAAAAGGAAAGGAUCAACCAAUCAAACCACUCUCAAGGAAGUGGACAACAAGAGAUCUAAACCCAGCCAGCAAAGGCGAUCAUCUUUGACACAAAGAAGUCAGUCUACCGUAACCUGCACAUACAAUUUAAGGUCACGUAGUGCAUCAACAAGCCCUCGUUCCAGUACAAGUGAUUGUUCAACUCACAGUGGUCCACUAGUUCAAGAAAAACAAGAAGCUAACAGGAAGCCUACGGCUGUGCCUUCAUUUGCUGCUGCUUUCAGCAAAUCAAGGCAACCUCAGCCUUCCUUGACAGCCAUUGGUAAUUUGGUGACGUCUCAACCCUCUACUCUCCAUCCAAGCAAUCCCUCAUCAUCAGCCAUUGGUAACCUAUCCUCCUCCUCCAAGUCUUCCUCUCGUGGAAGACGCUCUGCGUCGUCAUCUUCAUUAUCUGAUAAGUCUGCUGGACCAAGCCAAUCUGCAGCCCGAACCACCUGUGCACCAUCACGAAGUUGGAGAAGGAGUGACCUGCCUGAGCCUAGUACAGGCUUAAGGCGGUCACAGAGACUCAAAGAGACAACGGGAUCUUGUGCCAGUAACAGUCGGCGUGGGCCAGGAAAGAAGCAGUCGUGGACACGCCGACAAUCACCCAGCAUGUCAGCUGACAAUGCUCCCCAGGAACCUGGAUCUUUAGAUGGAGCUCAUGGAAGUGCUGAAGAUUCUGCUCCUUCUGCUAGUGGCGAAGCCUCCAGAAGUGAGUUAGAGGGUUCUGGCAGCCUUGAAGAUAUGGAGUUAAAAGAUGGCGAGUUAUCAAGAUUACAAGCCCUCCUGGAGGCAAGGGGUGUUCCUUCUCAUCUGAUUGGUUCAUUAGGACCACGGAUGCAUCAGCUGUUGCACCGAACUAUCAGCUCUGGUUCAGGUGGUAAAGUCCAACAGAUGUUGGCAGGGAUCCAGUCUUCUGAUGAAGGACAACAGCUUCAGUCUGUCAUUGAAAUGUGCCAGUUUUUAGUAAUGGGUAAUGAAGAAAGCCUUGUUGGAUUUCCUGUGAAGCAAGUUGUGCCAGCACUUGUAAACUUGCUUUCAAUGGAGCAUAACUUUGAUAUGAUGAAUCACGGCUGUCGUGCCUUAACCUAUCUUAUGGAAGCUCUGCCCAGAUCAACUGCUGUUGUAGUUGAAGCAGUACCUGUGUUCAUAGAGAAACUACAAGUGAUCCAGUGUAUGGAUGUUGCAGAGCAAGCUCUCACUGCCCUAGCAAUGCUGUCUAGAAGACAUGGAAAAGCUAUCUUGCAAGCUGGAGGAAUGUCAGCCUGUCUUCUGUACUUGGAUUUCUUUUCAAUAUCUGCUCAGAGGUCAGCAUUAUCUGUUGCUGCCAAUUGUUGCCACAGCAUUGGUGUGGGUGACUUUCAUCUUGUUGCAGAUUCCAUUCCAGUUUUAAGUGGCAGGUUACAGCACCAGGAUAAAAAGUCUGUUGAGAGCUGUUCUGUGGCAUUUGCUCGACUGGUGGAUAGCUUUCAGACUAAUGAGAAACAUCUGGAAGAGUUGGCUGCCCAUGGCCUGCUUAAUAACUUGCAACAGUUGCUUAUGAUGGCCCCUCCAGUCAUUAGUACUAGCACCUUCGUGAUGGUGGUGCGUAUGUUGGCUGUGUUGUGUUCCAACAGUCCAGUGAUAGCUGUGCAGCUUCUGAGGCAAAAUGUGUCUGAUACAAUUCUGUAUUUAUUGCUGGGCACCACAGAACCUGGAGAGGUAGAGAAUGCUGAGUUGUUGUCAAGAAGCCCACAAGAAUUCUUUGAAAUAACUUCUUUUAUCAGUGAACUUCUACCAAAUUUGCCAUCAGAUGGUAUCUUCUCAGUUGAUGCUCUGCUGUGCAAACCACAGCAGAAGGCUGAACAAGGACUGUGGCAGUGGAGAGAUGAUAGGGGACUGUGGCACACAUAUUCAUGGAUUGACAGCAAGAUUAUUGAGGCUGCAUACCAGAGUGGAGAGGAUGAGCUUACUCUCACUACACUGGGAAGAACUUACACUGUUGACUUUAACAGCAUGCAGCAGACAAAUGAAGACACAGGUACUUCAAGACAGAUACAGCGAUGUCCAGGAGGAAGUGAAACAUCUACAGCACAGUCUAAGACAGAGGAAACAAAAAUCACCAAGAGUGAUGAACGUUUAGUUGUUUUAUGUGAAGAUACCAAGCUAGCUUCAUCGUACACUUGUGUUAUGUUUUCUGCUUUAUACAAGAUAUUCAGCUCUUCUGUUGGACCUGCAGUGAGACACAAAUGUGUGAAUGCUAUUUUGAGGGUGCUGUGUCAUGCCCCUCCUGAUCUGUUGGGAGUGGUUCUUAAAAGACAACCCAUCUCCAGCUUGAUAGGGGGAAUGCUUCAAUCAAAUGACUUGAGAGUCAUAACUAAUGCUCUUCAAAUGGCUGAAAUUGUCAUGCAAAAAAUGCCGGAUGUUUUUCAUGUAUCAUUCAGAAGGGAAGGAGUGAUGCACAGAGUUAGAGAUUUGGCCAAUGGUCUUUUGGCUACUAAAUCAAAGUUAUCAGGAAAAAACUGCUCAUCAGAGUGCCUGGUAGAUACUAGUGAAAUUGAAAACCCUGGACAGAGAGCGACAGAAAAUGCCCAGUCAUUACCAGUUACCAGGAGACUGGGAGAUGUGUUGCGGAGGAAACGUUAUUCAAAAAGGCCUGGCAGAGGAAAGGCCAGUAGUUUUCCCAGCACAUCAGAAGCACAUGUCGAGAUAAAUAGAGACCAAAUUGGAAUUCCCUCUUCAAAGACAAUACUUCAUGAGAGCAGGGCUGCUUUUCUGGCCUCUCAAGUGUCAACCAGACUUAACUCCAAAUCUGCAGUUCUUUCGGAGCGACCAGCAAAGCUGGAAACAUCUGUUGCAAGCAGCCUUUCAGAGAACAGAGAAAAAAUUUUGGCUUGGAUUAAAGAUCAAGCAACCAAGUUUUGUGCUGAGUAUUUUGAUCAGCAGAAGGGAGACUCUCACCCAGCACUUAGUGUACUUCGACAGUUAAAGAGUGCUUCAGAGGAGUUGGCUUUAGAUAAAGAAACAUUUAUUCCAGCACUAGAGGAAGUCUCCGCUGUGCUAACUAAUGAAGACAACAGUGCAUGUGCAUUUGAGAUCCUCCAUAGUGGACUGGUACCAAAUCUUCUUAGAUAUCUAACAUCUACAGAAGUUAAUGAUGCCCUUCCUCAAGAAACACGGCUCAGAAUAUUUUUCCAUGUGUUUAUGGGACUUCCAGAAACAAGUUCCCCUGGAGAUUUAAAGAUCACGACUAAACCUAAUGUAGCGCCCAUGGCUGCCCUGAUACAGAAACUUCACUUGUGCAUCAACCAGUUAGAACAACUCCCAGUCAAAGUUCAUGAUACACCGGGAGGGGCAGUUGGAGCAAGAGGAUCGCAAGCUCUAAGAUUUUUCAGUUCUCACCAAAUCAAGUGCCUUUUACAAAGACACCCAGACUGUGAAGGGUUACGACAGUGGAAACGUGGACCAGUCAAAAUUGAUCCACUUGCUCUUGUUCAGGCUAUUGAGAGAUACCUUGUUGUUCGGGGAUACGGGAAAAAACGACAGAAUCCAGAAGAUGAGGGAAGUGAGGAUGACGGGUCUGAUGAUGACAUUGACGAGUCUUUGGCAACUGAACUGCAAGGUCAAAACAACUCAAGGCAUCAACUGGAGAUUUUAUUGGGAGACCACCUUCUUCCCUACAACAUGACAGUUUAUCAGGCUAUCAAGCAGUAUGGUCAGUGUGAUGAGGACAAAGACUUUGAUGAUGACCAUGGUGGCAUCCUUGGCAGACCCAGUAUUUGGGUCUCUACCCAUACGAUAUGGUUUCGACCUCUUAGCCAAAACCAAAAGGAGCAGCAAACUGUCAACAGUAGUAAAUCUAAGUGUGGGGCCAGUGGAACGGCUUCACGAGCCUCCAGGAAAACAUGGAAAGAAGAUGAAUCUGAAAAUGAAAUGUCUCUUGGUCAGCUCCUCGUGGCUUGUGAACCUGGAUGCUUUGUUACUUCAGAUCCUAGUGUGGAAGUGAUCAGUCUUAUGAAAGCUCUUCUUGUUCUUAAUUAUCACUGGACAACGCUUUAUGAGGGGCAAACUCGUAGAGUGUUUUUGUCUUCUAGUGAAUUUAUAAACAACAAACUUGCGGCAAAAAUUACACGGCAGUUACAAGAUCCUAUCACAGUAAUAACUGGGAAUUUUCCUGCUUGGGUAGAAGAACUGCCUCGAAAAUGCCCUUUUCUGUUUCCUUUCGAAUGUCGACAGCAGCUAUUUUAUUGCACUGCUAUGGAUAGAGACAGGGCUCUUAGCAAACUUCAGGAAACAUUACCGGAGCUCAUGAAUACUGACGCAUCAGAUCGCGUUGCACCGAGAUUUGACAGGAAAAAGCACACUGUAUCUCGAGUGGGACUUCUGGACCAAGCAGAGAAGUUGAUAGGUGAUCUUGGUAGCUCACAGUCUGUACUGGAAAUACAAUACGAAGGCGAGGUUGGGACUGGCCUUGGCCCCACUCUGGAAUUUUAUGCUCUGAUUUCUCAAGAAUUCCAACGUGCAGACUUGGAGAUGUGGAGAGGAGAAAGUAUGCUGCCUCCGGGAGGAACUGGAUCUGAUGAAGACGUGUCAUAUGUUUACUCCCCAGCUGGCCUGUAUCCAGCCCCAGUUUCACGCACUGCCAAAGCAGCAAAUGUGUCAAAGCUCUGCUCCAAGUUCCAGUUCCUGGGUAAAUUCUUGGCUCGUGCUAUCAUGGACUUUAGAAUCCUCGACAUUCCCUUCUGCCCCAUACUAUACAAAUGGCUUCUCAAUCAGGAAGGCACACUAGACCUGGGUGAUCUGGCUGCUGUAGACUCAGUCUUGGCUCAGUCGCUGACCCAGCUGCAACAGGUGGCACAAAGAAAGAAACAGCUGGAGCAAGACUCCUCUCAUACUCCAGACAGUAGGCAGCUGGCUGUGGAUAGUCUUACCUUGGAUGAUGUACCCAUCGAGGAUUUGGGUCUUUCCUUUACUCUACCAGGCCAUCCCGAAUUUGAACUCAAGCGAGGAGGAAAGGAUAUCACAGUCACAAUUCAUGAACUGGAGGAAUACAUUAAGCUGGUUGUACAGUGGACUCUAGUGUCAGGUGUAAGACGACAAAUAGAUGCACUCCGUGAAGGCUUCAACUCUGUGUUGCCUCUAUCAAAUCUUACCAGUUUUUCAUACACUGAGAUGGAGCUGGUUCUUUGUGGUAAUGUGGCCGAGAAGUGGGACUUGAAAUGUCUUGUGGAGAGCUGCAGACCUGACCAUGGCUAUACUCAUGACAGUCGUGCUGUCAAGAUUUUGUUCGAGAUACUUAGUGGUUACACACAGGAAGAGCAGAGGCUAUUUUUACAGUUUGUCACGGGCAGCCCUAGCUUACCAGUUGGAGGCCUGCGCAGUCUUAAUCCACCGUUGACCAUAGUUCGCAAGUCGUUUGAGCCUCCAUUGUGUGCUGAUAACUACCUGCCUUCUGUUAUGACCUGCGUCAAUUACUUGAAACUGCCAGACUAUUCCAGCAAAGAGAUCAUGGCUAGCAAGCUUAAGCUGGCUGUCUUAGAGGGACAGCGUUCAUUUCAUUUGUCUUAAGUCUUCACACACCAUCCCAAGUGUACGCUCCAACACACUCAUUGUCGAACAAGUCGAACUGCGACCGCUUGACGUGAUGGGAAGUACUCACAUCAAUUCUUUUAAAUGUUCAUGUUACCAUCAAAAUCAUUGCGAAGUUGACAAAUUUGGUAAAUAAAGAAAUUGUUAAAUUUUGAUAAUAUGCUUUCUUAACUAUUAAGUUCAUGUUAAAAGUCAUUGACCAACCACUUGACUCUCUUAAGUACGAGGCUUUAUUAUUGCUACAGUAAUAGAAUGACCUUAUUGCAGUAUGCAGUUUCAUUUUAGGUUUUAACUUUCUGCCGUUCUCUUUUGUUUGUUUUUUUUUUAUUUCUCUUGGGGUUAAGAUUGAUUGAUUUACUUGUUUGUAAUAUAUUUUAAAAAGCCUUAUAUACAUAGCAAUUGUACAUAAACAUGACGGAUUAUUUGCUUCCCAGAGCUUUCACGGUGUUUGACUGUGCUCAUCUCUCCUUCUCUUCCCAUCCUUUCCCUUUCAUUUCCUUUUUGUUGUAGGAACUCUUCUUAUUUACAGUCAGUGAAGAGCAUACUGUACACAUAUUGGAAUAAGGUCGCUUGAUAGAAAUCACUAACUUUGAUUGUUAAAUACACGUGUUAAGGAGAAGAAAUUGAACCACCAAGACUAUGCAAAUCAACACUGUUUACUAAAACUAUGAAAGCUGUGUCCAUGAAGAACUACUUAAGGAUGUUCACAGCCGCUGUAAAUAAUCGACUAAAGUCGACUUGUUUCAGUAUCAUUCUAUGUUUUACUCGUUAGUUUGCAAAAGAAGGAAACCUAAAUUUUUGUAACUGUACAAAGGCCUAAUAGUACCACCACACAACAGUAAUCUGUAUUACAGACGUAUGUGAUGUUUGCUUGGAAAUAAAUAAAAAAAAUAUAAGUGGUAA